Molecule: messenger RNA, 1122 nt
Organism: Gymnodraco acuticeps
Lineage: Eukaryota; Metazoa; Chordata; Actinopteri; Perciformes; Bathydraconidae
Product: G2/M phase-specific E3 ubiquitin-protein ligase-like
Exons: 6
Coding region: 115-342 (75 amino acids)
Molecular function (GO): ubiquitin-protein transferase activity
Source: RefSeq, a predicted model, not a curated record
AUGUCUGACCAGACAUAGAGGGAACGAACAAGAGUGCUGCAAAUUGAAGCCGGAGGAAACGAAGUUGAUCGAAGUGGAAAAAGACGAUAUAUAAAAAGUCAGUCAUUUGUGUGUAUGCAGGUGUGGGACAUUCCAAAUGUUCCAAAAGUGAGCACUCCACGAAUGGACAACAGUUUGCAGGACCUCUCAGGCACCCACAACCAGCGUCUGAUCGGGAAGAGGUCCAGUCUGCCCCGGGUCAGAACCACUUCUACAGCAACUACACAACUGUGUAUGCACUUAUCAUUAUUGAUAGCCAGUCUGAGCCAGAAGACAACAUGGAGCAAAGCACAGAAUACCUGACUGCGGCACACAUUGUUGCAGAACUCUCUGCAGAAAUAACAAAUACAUCUUGCAGCAGGUUCAAUAUUAAUAGAGCCAGUGUGUGGGAUGGAGCAAUCCGCGGCUUCAAAGGUGCCUCAUUCGAUCCCUCUCAUGAGAUGUCAGUUAAGUUCACUGAUGAUGAGGGACACACUGAGGAUGGAGGGGACACUGGUGGUCCCAAGCGUGAGUUCCUGACCCUCCUUAUGGAACGCCUGAGAAUGAAGAAAACAUCACGUCAGCAACUGUUUGUGCCCCAUGGCGGUGUGACUUUCCCAGCCGCUCACUGUCUCAAAAUCUGAUUCUAAAUGUAUAAUGUUCUUUAUAAAGAUAGAACUAAUACACAAUUAUGAAUGUAUAAUAUAAGCUGUUUUGUGUAUUUAAUCAUGCAUUGGUCUACAAUUUAAUGAUGGCUUCUACAUAUUUCACAUAAACAGACAAUGAAAAAAUGUGUCCUUCAUGCUGAUAACUAGUGUAUGCAUCUGCCAAUUAGUAUUCUAAACAGAGUAGUGUGUUGAAUCCUUAUUUCUUGCAUUUGAAGAAUGAACUUACUGUUGUGUUCAGCUUCUGCCACAAACUGUACAUGUUUGCCACAGGAGCCACAGAACACUUGAACUGUUCCCAGAUGCUGGCCACAGAAAGGACAAAACAUGGCGGCCUGAAAAGACAUACAUUGAUGUAGUAAAUCCAUUUAAUCAAGUUAAUCAAAAACACAUAGUCUAAAUAGUGGUUAGCUAAAUAAAUAGAAAGAUACAUCAUGUU